UUUUUUUCUGCGGCAGGUUGGAUUUUACUUUUGGGUUAUCAACGAUCAGCAGUGACACAUGACCAAGAAUUGAUUCGGCUUAGACUGUUGGACGUGUUAUGGCUUGUCAAGUACACCCGGCUUGUGUAGUUUUCCCUAGGGAAUGUUAAUAGUGUUUAAUUUGGACUAGUUUUUCGUUAAUGUGGUAACGUAUCUGUGAAGAAAGAACUACAUUGAACUGUAUUUGCGCCACACUUUCGUUUCUUCCCAUUAAGGUUAUGAAUUCCAACUUACUGUGUUGAAUGCUUUAUCGCUACACUUCCGUGCUGCCCAUUUACCAGUUAGACAAAGAACUGCACUUGAACAUUGUUAUUCAGUUUUAUUUUUAACAACCUGAAGGGCGUCCACAGUGGAGACAAAACACGUUACACUAAUCUAUGGGCAUGGACAAGAUGCCACAACGACGCAGUCGUAGCAAGGAAAAGGAAAGAGAGCGUCGUGAGAGACCAUGUAGGUCUCGCCAUAACUCUAAAGAGAGAAAGACCAUGGAAAGAAGAAAGUUAACAGACUUGAAAGAACGGUCUCGCAGCAGAAGCCGAGAGCGAGAGAGGCAUCGGUACAGGGACCGAAAACGCACACCUACCCAACCUAGCAUCAUGAAGGAAAAGGAGGAACCCAAGAAGGAACCAUUAUCACUCGAGGAGCUGCUUGCCAAAAAACAGGCUGAAGAGGCAGCUCGCAGCAAGCCCAAAUUUCUGACAAAGGAAGAACGUGCAGCUGAGGCUUUGAGAAAACAGCAACAAGAGGAAGAAGAGAUACGACAUAAGAUGGAAGAAGAAGAAAAGAAAAAGUGGACUGAAUUUUACAAGGAGGCCAAAAAGGCAUUUGAUGAUUUGUGCAAGGCAGACAAAGAUCAGGAUCGGGACAAAGAUGGCUUUAGGAGGUGGGACAGAGAGCGUGAAAAUACAGAGAAAGAGGAGGACAGCCAGUACUCAAAGGACAAGCAGAAGGAAGUGGAGAUCAUAAGAGAGUGUUGUCUAAGACCAGUCGAGAAGAUAUGCCGUGUGCGUCGGCCCAAUGACCGCAAGUUUAUGUUUGACUGGGAUGCUUCAGAGGACACAUCUAUCGACUAUAAUCCCCUCUACCAGGAACGGCAUCAGGUUCAGUUCUUUGGUCGAGGUAAUGUUGCGGGUAUUGACAUCAAGGCCCAGAAACGACAUCAGUCCAAGUUCUAUAGGGAGUUGCUGGAGCGACGGCGAACUGAGGCUGAGAAGGAGCAGGAGAAGGUGCGCCUAAAGAAGCUCAAGAAGAAAGAGGAGAAACAGAAGUGGGAUGACCGUCACUGGUCUGAGAAGCCUAAGGAUGAGAUGACGGAGAGAGACUGGCGAAUAUUUCGAGAGGAAUACCACAUCACCAUCAAGGGUGGUCGAAUCCCUGAUCCAAUCAGGAACUGGAAGCAGUCUGGAAUUCCUAAUGAGAUUCUGGAGAUUGUUGAGAAAGUUGGCUAUACUGAUCCCACUCCUAUCCAGCGACAGGCCAUUCCCAUUGGCCUGCAGAAUCGAGAUAUCAUUGGUGUGGCAGAAACAGGUUCUGGUAAGACACUGGCCUUCCUGAUUCCUCUGCUGACGUGGAUACAGUCUCUGCCCAAGAUUGAACGUAUUGAAGAUGCUGACCAGGGUCCAUACUCCAUAAUCUUGGCACCCACUCGAGAAUUGGCUCAGCAGAUUGAGGAGGAGACCAACAAGUUUGGACAACCGCUUGGAAUCAGGACAGUGGUUGUGGUGGGCGGAUUGUCCAGGGAGGAGCAGAGCUUCCGCCUCAGGAUGGGAUGUGAGAUUGUGAUAGCAACACCCGGGCGUCUGAUUGAUGUGCUUGAGAACAGGUAUCUGGUACUAAACCAGUGUACCUAUAUUGUGCUAGACGAGGCUGAUCGUAUGAUUGACAUGGGUUUUGAAGAAGAUGUGCAGAAAAUCCUAAACUACAUGCCAGUCACAAAUCUGAAGCCAGACACUGAGGAUGCAGAAGACGAGAUUGAACUGCUGGCCAAUUACAACUCAAAGAAAAAGUACAGACAGACAGUCAUGUUUACUGCCACAAUGCCCCCAGCAGUGGAGCGUUUGGCUCGUACAUACUUGCGUCACCCAGCCGUUCUCUAUAUUGGGUCUGCUGGCAAGCCAACAGAACGAGUAGAGCAGAUCGUGUACAUCCUGCCGGAGGCAGACAAGAGCCGCAAGUUGCUGGAGAUCCUUGGUCGUGGUGUCACACCUCCAGUCAUUAUCUUUGUAAAUCAGAGGAAAGGGGCAGAUGUGUUGGCAAGGACGUUAGGGAUGCGUGGUUAUGAUGCCUGCACACUGCAUGGUGGCAAGGGCCAAGAACAACGAGAAUACGCACUAGCAAGCCUCAAGUUGGGCACCAAAGGCAUCCUUGUGGCCACCAACGUGGCCGGUCGAGGUAUUGAUAUCAAGGACGUAUCCAUGGUCAUCAACUAUGACAUGGCUAAGAGCAUAGAAGAGUAUACACAUCGUAUUGGUCGAACGGGUCGUGCAGGAAAACAUGGUAUGGCAGUCUCAUUCUGCACCAAAGAUGAUUCUGAACUGUUCUAUGACUUGAAGCAUACGAUACUGUCUAGUCCAGUGUCGACUUGCCCUCCUGAACUACUGAACCAUCCAGAUGCCCAGCACAAGCCCGGCACUGUCGUAACAAAGAGACGUCGGGAGGAGAAAUUAUUUGCAUAAAGAGACCAGAGUGAAGCAAUCUGAGGAAGCAACAUUUGUAUGAACCUUCAUGUAAAAUCAUGAAAAGUUAAACAGUUCCAUCUAGUGUGACUGGUUGAUAAUCCCUUUUGGAAUCCAUACUGCUCUGAAAGUAAUAUUUUAUGUUUUACGAUAUGAUCGAAUCUUCUAAAAAUUGCUUUUUCAAAAACUUUUGCAAACCCAGUUACUAUAGAUAAUGGACUGUAGUUACUUAUAACAGCCUUUUCCGCUUUUUUGUAUACUUGCUUAAUAAUUGCAUAUUUUAAUCUUUCUGGAUAUAGACCCAUGGUUAAUGACUUAUUAAUUACAUAAGUUAGAGGCUUACUGAUUUGUUGUCUGCACAGUUUUAUAAUUUUAUUUGUUACACCAUCAUACCCUGAAGAUUUUUUUUUAUUUUAAUUUGCUAAUUAUACUAAUUAUUUCCUCUUGUGCAACUAAAUUAAGAUUCAUACCUGGAACAACAUUUGAGAAAUGGGAAUGCAAGUAUGACAUUGCAGUAUAAAUAUUAGUUUUCUUAAUAUUAAGAUUUUCUGUUAUUGUUGUGAAAUAUUUAUUAAAACUAUGAGCUGCUUGUUCAGUAUUUAUUUAUUAUUAUUUUGAAAAGUCUGUGGUACACAUUCUUUAUUCUGAUUGUUGGUCCUACCUGUUUGAGUGUUGAUAAUGUUCCAGGUAGUUUUUAUUUUGUUUUCAGCUGAUGUAAUUAACUGAUUAUAAUAUUUCCUUUUAGCUUCUCUUAUUACUCUUCUUAAUAGCAUGCAGUAGGAUUUAUAGUAUGAUUUAAACAAAUAGUUGCAACUGUUUUGACAGAGAAUGAAUAAGGAUUCCUUCUGUCUACAGGAUGUAUGUAUACCCGCUGUUAUCCAGCCAUUAUCCUUGAGUUAAUUUGUUACAUUUUGCUUUGGAAAGCAUGACUCAAAGACAAAUAAAUACUUAUUUAAAAAUGA
Messenger RNA from Cryptotermes secundus, 3676 nucleotides. Its product is annotated as probable ATP-dependent RNA helicase DDX23. Gene Ontology annotation, biological process: mRNA splicing, via spliceosome. Gene Ontology annotation, cellular component: catalytic step 2 spliceosome. NCBI's taxonomy places the organism in Eukaryota, Metazoa, Arthropoda, Insecta, Blattodea, Kalotermitidae. The record is from RefSeq and is a predicted model, not a curated record. The transcript has a single exon. The coding region runs from base 417 to 2714 and encodes 765 amino acids. Gene Ontology annotation, molecular function: ATP binding; RNA helicase activity; RNA binding.